CGAGAAUGACAGAUUCCGGUGGAGGAAAUGGGGAAAGGGAUGAAGUGUGCCUCGUGGAGGGUUGUUGGGUUAUGUCUGCUGCUGUCUUGUUUUGUCCUCUUUUCCCUUCUCCUCCUCUUCCCUGUGUGAUCAGUAUCUUUUCAACACCUAGUCCAAUCGAGUUGAUCUCUUUUGAUAGUAUUAUCCUCACGUUACUUGGUCUUAUCUUCAGGCAUUUGAUCAUUCCCGCUUUUUCCUUCUUCUUCUUCUUCUUCUUCUUCUUUCUUUCUUUUGAUUGAAACAUUGGUUCUGUGGUCAGCUAUCCCUACAAUGGCCGAUAUAUCCGCCAUGAAAGAUAUUCGGGGAGACGAUGAUGCCCAGUUGGCAGCUAUGGGUCACAAGGCCGAACUGAAGCGAAAUUUCUCACUUCUGUCCAUGCUAGGUCUGGCCUUUGCUAUUCUAAAUUCUUGGACCGCUCUCUCGGCAAGCUUAUCUCUUAGUCUACCAUCCGGAGGCCCUGUUGGCGUGGUCUGGGGCUUAUUUACAGCGGGUGUAUGUAACCUUUGCAUAGCAAGCUCGCUUGCCGAAUUCUUGUCUGCCUAUCCUACCGCUGGUGGGCAAUACCAUUGGGUCGCAGUUAUUUCUUGGGAACGAUGGAUGCCUAUACUCUCAUGGAUUACCGGUUGGGCCAACGUUUCUGGAUGGCUUGCAUUAACCGCCACCGGUGGGCUGCUGGGCAGCCAAUUGAUCCUGGGUAUAAUCUCAUUGAUGAACCCAACAUAUGAAUCUCAACGCUGGCAUCAAUUCCUGAUUUAUACUGGCUAUAAUAUUUUUGCGUUCAUCAUAAAUGCCUUCAUGAACAAUGGCCUUCCUUAUUUCACUAAGGGUGCCUUCGUCUGGUCACUGACUGGGUUCGCUGUUGUUUCGAUAACACUGCUUGCAUGCUCAUCACCGAACUAUAACUCGGGAGAGUUUGUAUUUGCAAAAUUUAUCAAUGAGACAGGAUGGCCGGACGGUGUUUCUUGGUUACUUGGACUUCUUCAAGGUGGACUUGGUCUCACUGGAUUUGAUGGGGUUGCCCAUAUGAUCGAAGAGAUCCCGAAUCCAUCCGUCUUGGGCCCGAGAAUCAUGAUUGGGUGUGUUGUCAUCGGUACCGUCACGGGUUCAAUCUUUUUAAUUGUCCUCCUCUUUGUCGCGGGUGACAUCUAUAAUGUUAUCAAUUCUGCUGCAGGGUGUCUCCUUCAGAUUUUCAAGGAUGCAACUAACAACAAUGCUGGAUCGAUUUGCCUUCUUAUGUUCCCUCUUGUUUGCAUCCUUUUCGCAGCGACCAGUAUUAUGGCAACUAGUAGCCGUAUGAUCUACGCAUUUGCAAGAGACGGUGGCCUCCCGGCUUCUUCCUAUUUUUGCAAGGUUCACCCAAAGCUCAACGUCCCAUUGAAUGCCUUGUACUUGACUCUUGCUUCUGUUACUAUCUUCGGACUUAUCUUCCUUGGGUCUUCGAGUGCUUUCAAUGCUAUUAUCUCAUCGUCAGUAGUGAUGCUUGACGUCGCAUACGGUUUCCCGAUUGCGGUAAACUGCCUACGUGGUCGGAAUAUGCUACCUGAGCGGUCUUUUGUUCUCCCAAAUACUUUGGGUUGGAUCGCCAACUUGGUUUCUCUUGCCUACAUCUCCCUCACCACAGUGCUCUUCCUCUUCCCUCCCGAGCUGCCUGUGACUGGUAGCAAUAUGAACUAUUGCGUUGCUGCUUUUGGAAUUAUUCUCAUUAUUUCUACGUUUCAAUGGAUAGUGGAUGGUCGUAAGAACUUCACUGGGCCACGGGUUGAUGUGGAUGUCAUAGCAGGCGUAAUUGAAGUGCCCACACACACCGAGACUGCUGAAUCUCACGCAAAAGGCGAUGGAAAGUGAGGUUACAUUUACUCAAUUUUUCUGAAAGUAUUGUAAUUAGCUUUAUCAUGACCCUACACGAUAGAAGAUAGAAUCCUAGAAGAAAGUGUAGUCUGGUGUUCAAUGGGGUUUUCGAUACGAUGACGUCACUUCUGGCACAUGCCAAC
Molecule: messenger RNA, 2030 nt
Organism: Aspergillus alliaceus
Lineage: Eukaryota; Fungi; Ascomycota; Eurotiomycetes; Eurotiales; Aspergillaceae
Product: GABA permease GabA
Exons: 20
Coding region: 310-1884 (524 amino acids)
Biological process (GO): transmembrane transport; amino acid transport
Cellular component (GO): membrane
Molecular function (GO): transmembrane transporter activity
Source: RefSeq, a predicted model, not a curated record